This is a messenger RNA of Dinoponera quadriceps, 4558 nucleotides long. RefSeq names its product protein phosphatase PHLPP-like protein (gene Phlpp). NCBI's taxonomy places the organism in Eukaryota, Metazoa, Arthropoda, Insecta, Hymenoptera, Formicidae. Gene Ontology annotation, molecular function: protein binding. The coding region runs from base 28 to 2844 and encodes 938 amino acids. The transcript has 10 exons. The record is from RefSeq and is a predicted model, not a curated record.
UUUUUAAAAAUAUCGUAUGAUUAAUACAUGUUUCACGUUACAACGCAGGAAGUUUUAUCGAAGGGAGACCACGGCAAGUCCUACAAGGAUGAGAAAACCAACCACAGUAAUUUGCACAAGAUCAACUUGAGGAACAACCAGCUGAAGGGAAACAUAAUUUUGGGAAAUUAUGGUAAUUUGACGCAUCUAGACGUCAGCGAAAACAGCAUUGAGAAGUUGGACAUUAGCGCUUUGCAAGAGCUAAGGAGCGUCCGUUGUGCACGAAAUCACCUGACCGAAUUAACUCUUUGCGGCCGAAAUCUCGUGUCACUCAUCGCUGGAAACAAUAAAUUGAAGAAGCUAACCGUGGAACCUGUGCCAAUUAAUCUGGAGCAUCUGGAUGUUUCCUACAACAAUUUGGACGCACUGCCCGAAUGGACGACCGAACUGCCAGCGUUACGUGUUCUCUUCGCGUCGCACAACACCCUAACGGCCCUGCCGGACCGGCUGUUGUCGCAGCCAUCGAGAUUGGAAGUUCUUCAUCUGCCGCACAAUCGAUUGCAGGCCCUUCCGCCGCCCAGGAGACCGCUGAACAUAGUGCACCUAACUCUUCAGGGCAACAUGUUGACCACACUGCCCACCAGCUUCUUCGCGAACACCGAAAAAAUGAAGGUUCUGAAUCUCUCCAACAAUCGGCUCUCCGAGCUUCCGUAUCGCGAGGAAGCCGGCAGGACUCACCAAGGAUCGCAUACUUUGGAGAAGCUUUACGUCACGGCGAACUGCCUGACCGAUACCGCCCUGGACGCUCUGACGAAGUUCACGUCCUUGAGAGUUCUUCAUAUCGCUUACAACACCUUGGACACGCUUCCAGAAAGUUGCAUUGCCGCGUGGGGCGAUCUGGAAGAAUUAGUGCUGUCCGGCAACCGAUUGCAAUAUCUGCCGGACAACGUGGCGAAUCUGCGACAUUUGCGCGUACUACGCGUGCAUUCUAAUCGGCUCUUAACGUGUCCCACUUUUAGCAAAACGGCAGCCCUGAAGGUGUUAGAUUUAGCGCACAACCAAUUGGACAGAGUAAACCUGGCUACGUUGGUGCCAGCGCAGCUUCAGUUCCUCGACAUAUCUUGUAACUCGCGAUUGCACGUGGACCCCCGACAGUUCCAAGUGUACAGGUCACAGAGGCCGAUAUCUUUGGUCGAUGUGUCUGGACAAAACAGGCCUAGUCUACCCUCUCACCCGCAUCAGCAGGAGAUCGUCGCGGCGGAAAAGAAUGGCGACCAACCGUGGCGAUUAGGCUUUUCGGAAACUGCCGGCUCGCGCGAAAAGCUGUACAUCUCCCAAGUGAGAAUGCCGUCUUUCUGCAACGUCGAGGGCUUGUUCGGCAUAUUCGACGGCGGUUCCAAUCAGGAAGCGCCCGGUGCUCUUCAAGAAAUGAUCCCCCGUCUCCUGCUGGAGGAACGCACCGUCAGGGAGACCUCCAAAGAGUACCUGAAGUAUACUUUGCUGUCAGCGCACAGAGAGUUGAAGGAAAAGGGCCAAAAGUACGGUAUAGACGCGACUCUGGUUCAUGUGAUGAAGUUACCGGCGCAGGCGGGAUAUCCGAAAUCCUCGGCCAGGUACUCCCUGAAAGUGGCUUCCUCCGGGGACGCCAAGGCUAUCCUGUGCAGAGCCGCUGGUCCCUUGACACUCGCCUCACCUAAGAAAUCUCAGUCGGUGAAGAAUCAACUAGGCAACGCCGCCAUGUUCCCGCUGGUAGUUCCUGACCCGACGUUCGAGGAGGUAACUCUCGAAGACGACGACGAGUUCGUCAUAAUCGCGAAUCGAAGGCUGUGGGAAGUUCUGAGCGUCCAAGAGGCUGUAAGGGAAGCCAGAGCCGAGGCUAGUCCUGUCCUUGCGGCCAAGAGGCUUCAGGACUUAGCACAGGCUUACGGUGCGGAGGACAAUCUUAGCAUUGUCGUCGUCAGGUUGGCCGGGCCGAGCCCGGGCGACAUGGACCAGCUCAUGCGAGAACUCAGGCACGCCGUUGGCAAGAACCGAGGUCAGACAGAUGGCGUGUGUCCUUGUCCUUGUUGCGUGCCGCCAGCGGCGCAUAAGCCGCCCGGAGCCUGCUGCUGUCACGCGAGCGAAGGCUAUUAUCUUAAUGGCGUAUUAAAGAAUAUAGUGAGCAGGUCUAACAAAGUUCACGGUGGUUCCGGGAGAUACUUCAAGAAUCCGAGACCGGCACAGGAGAACGAAAGCCCCCCGUAUAGAGACGAUCGCAGCUCACCGAGUGGACAAUCCGACCAAGCCAGCGACAGCACGUUCAAGUCUCGUCACCCGUCGGGAAGGAUGUGGUCCGCAAGUGCGGCUUCCCGAGCGACGAGCAAGGCGCACCAGAGCGUUCUCAUGCAGGAGAACGGCACACGGAAAGUAACGGCCUGCCUGCCGGCACAGGAGGACGCCGUGUCGGAGAGGUCCGGUGCUCUCAGCGAGGAGCAGUUCCGCUGUUGGGAGUACAUGCUCGAGCAAAACACCCAACUGUUGUUCGACAAAGAACUGGACACACUGACAAAAGCGCCGUUGCAUCGGGGCCAGUCGAGGUCAACGCCUCAAUUAGGUAGCAAUUUGCCGUUCUUGUCGAAAAGGUUCGGCAGCGCGAGGUCUUUCAAUCCCUCGCUGCCGCGGCCGCCGGUCGUUCGCUUCGGCAGCGGACGGAGAUUGUUGAACGGCGGACCGAACGCCGCGUACUUCGGCAGCCUCCAGAGGCUGAUGCCGUACAAUCUGGAAUACGACUUCGCCGUCAUUCAAGAGAGAAGCGGCAUGGACUCGUUGGAGCAAGACGCCACGAGGAUGCAACAGUAUUGGGGCGUCGCCACCACCGAAUUGUAGAUUAAGAUCCGUCGACGACGAAUAACGCGAAGAUGCAGGCAAGAAAGCGAAGGAUCUGAGCGGAUUUCAAUAUAUUCCAUCGUCAUUGUGACGAGCGUGAUGAGAUCUUCUAAAGUUUGACCCGACUUUGAAGGAGAUGAGAAACGCGCGUGAUUUUUUUUUUAUAUCGUGGCCACCGUACCACCUGCACACAGAAGAAUACACGCUGCGUACAAGCAAAUGUUGCUCGUUUCAAUGAUUUCAUAAGUAUUUUGUACAUCAGCAAAUAUAUCACAUCGCAUCAAAUUUAUUCAAAAUAUAUUCUGAAUCCUGGUGAGUUUAGUACUACAAUCAAGAAUAUUGAGCUAAAACAGAAAUCGAGUUGUUUGUUUGAAAUAAUUUAAUCUAACUUUCAUUCGAUCAAGUUUUAUAAUAUUCUUGUGAAAAGAAUAAAUUCUUCUUUCGAGUACGUGAUUACGAACAUUUCCCGUCGCUUUUCCGCUGAAGCCUAAAAAAUAUCGGAGCUUUUCUCAAAUUUGCGAUGAGCGAUAUUUUAAGACAGUUAUUGAACAAAUAUUCUUCGUUGGAGAUAACUCACGAAAGGAGGAAGGUAAACCUGAAUAAUCGCUUUCCUCGGCGGCGUAGCGAUAUUUUUCUGUGUGCGAUUGCAAGAUUACGACGACGAAAUUCAACGAGCAAGACGAUUUGUUAAGUUACACCGCGGUAUUCGGGUUAAGGUGAACUUAUUCUCGAUGUUGCGGUCCAUUAAUUGGAGCAAUUUUCUCGGAAAGGUUCAAAUUCCGCCGGAGAUACUCGCAGUCUAAUUAUCGUCGAAACGCGACGGAGUAAUUAUUAGAAUACACAGAGCGGCGGCGGCGGCGAAGAAGAGUUCCGUCGUCGACAAACGCGCGUAUCGAUCGCGCUGAUAACAAUAGUUGCACGAUGCAAGAUACGCUGUGACGUUCUUCGAACCCGGUGCGACACAAAAGGCGAUGGGAUUUGCACCGACUCUCGGUAAUUCGCCUGUUUAUUGCAACUGAUUCGCGUACAAUAAAGAGAUCUCCGUUAACCGCCGUGACGCGCCUUUACGAUGUACGCAAAGCUCGCUUUAUUUCUUUACAGCGGCGGAGAUACGCGGCGACGGGUAUCGCUUUAUUGCGAAACGACUUUACGACAGUGACUCCGCGGAGAAUAGGCGUAUAAGUGACUGAAGGAGAAGUCUCGCGCUUACAGAUCGUUGACUCGUCUCGGGAAUUGACUCAAACAUUUCCCUCGAAUCCCUUCUCAUCCUCCUCCCCGUUGACAUAUAACCGCCCGAGAAGUUUCUACACUUCUGCUUUAUUCGGACGAAUUCGAAACUCGAGAAAGAAGCAUGCAUUUGCAAGACUGACACACUUUGCGCUCCGUAUGUAGCUGUCGCGCUCUCUGACUCGAGCAAACCGAGCCUGAUGAUUCAUGACUUGGCCGCGCUUCUCCAACCGGGAAUAAAUACCGAUAUAAAAAGACUUAUUAAAGUACAUUAGAGCCUUUUUGAUCGUAAAAUUCAUUUUACUAAUGAAUAUAAUAAAACAUAAUUUUUGCAUUUGUUUUUAUUUGUUUCAGACUGUCUAAGAUAAUAGUUUUUUGCUAACUGAAAAAAGUCGGAUGUCGGCAUAUUGAGACUAUAAAUAUUCCUUUUUGAGAUUUCCACAUGAAUAAUAUAUAUUGUAGAGUUUAUCUUGAAUAUUAUCUGUUA